Messenger RNA from Oreochromis aureus, 1869 nucleotides. RefSeq names its product potassium voltage-gated channel subfamily A member 1. Gene Ontology annotation, cellular component: membrane; voltage-gated potassium channel complex. The transcript has a single exon. Gene Ontology annotation, biological process: protein homooligomerization; potassium ion transmembrane transport. The record is from RefSeq and is a predicted model, not a curated record. Gene Ontology annotation, molecular function: delayed rectifier potassium channel activity; protein binding. Lineage: Eukaryota; Metazoa; Chordata; Actinopteri; Cichliformes; Cichlidae. The coding region runs from base 1 to 1713 and encodes 570 amino acids.
AUGGAGAUAGCCUUGGUGAGCUUUGAGAACGGCGGCGCCAAAGGGAGCGGUGGAGGAGGAGGAGUUGGAGGAGGUGGAGGCAACAAUGCCGAGGAGAGCUGCCGGAACGCGCUGGAUGUCCCUCAGCCGGGCUUCGUUCAAGGCGGGCGGGGAGAGGACUACAGCAAGGAGCUGAACACCCGGUGCGGCUCGCUGCCGCCGCACAGCCCCUGGAAGAUCAAUGACAUGAACAACACUCUGAGCUGCAGCGAGAACGCCAUGGAUGCGCUUUUACGCGCGGACCACAGUCCCCACCUGUUCGACGAGGACAUGCUGGACAUGGACAUGGAUACGGAGAGCAACGAGAGGGUGCUCAUCAACAUCGCGGGUCUGAGGUACGAGACCCAGCUGGGUACCCUCAACCAGUUCCCUGAGACUUUAUUGGGAGACCCCGCUAAAAGGAUCAAGUACUUCGACCCGCUCCGGAACGAGUACUUCUUCGACCGAAACCGGCCGAGUUUCGACGGGAUUCUGUAUUUUUAUCAGUCCGGAGGAAAGAUCCGGAGACCCGUCAACGUGUCCAUAGACGUGUUUGCGGACGAGAUCCGGUUCUACCAGCUGGGGGAGGAGGCCAUGGACCGGUUCCGCGAGGAUGAGGGCUUCAUUAAAGAAGAGGAGAAGCCGCUGCCGCAGAACGAGUUCCAGAAGCAGGUCUGGCUCAUCUUCGAGUACCCCGAGAGCUCCAGCCCGGCCCGGGGCAUCGCCAUCGUGUCCGUGAUCGUCAUCACCAUAUCCAUCAUCACCUUCUGCCUGGAAACGCUGCCGGAAUUCAGGGAUGAGAGGGAGCUGGCGGUCACCAGCCGUCUGGACAACAGCACGGCGCCCCGGCCGUCGCUCACCUUCACCGACCCCUUCUUCAUCAUCGAGACCACGUGCGUCAUCUGGUUCACCUUCGAGCUCAUCGUGCGCUUUUUCGCGUGCCCCAGCAAGUCCGAGUUCUCCAAGACCAUCAUGAACAUCAUCGACAUCAUGUCCAUCAUGCCUUACUUCAUCACCGUGGGCACGGAGCUGGCGGAGCAACAGGGCCAGGAGCACCAGAACGGUCAACAGGCCAUGUCUCUAGCCAUCCUAAGGGUCAUCCGCCUGGUCCGGGUCUUCCGCAUCUUCAAGCUGUCCCGACACUCCAAAGGGCUGCAGAUCCUGGGCCAGACUCUGAAGGCCAGCAUGCGCGAGCUUGGCCUGCUCAUCUUCUUUCUCUUCAUCGGGGUCAUCCUCUUCUCCAGCGCCGUGUACUUCGCCGAAGCUGACGAGCCAGAGUCCCACUUCUCCAGCAUCCCCGACGCCUUCUGGUGGGCAGUAGUCACCAUGACGACCGUGGGUUACGGUGACAUGAGGCCCGUGACAGUCGGGGGGAAGAUCGUGGGCUCUCUGUGCGCCAUCGCCGGCGUGCUGACCAUCGCGCUGCCGGUGCCCGUCAUCGUGUCCAACUUCAACUACUUCUACCACCGGGAGACGGACCAGGAUCAGUCCUCCCUGAAGGACGAGCCCAACAGCGGCAGAGAGAGCCCGGAGCUUAAGCGCAACGGCAGCAAAGCGUCCGUGAAGUCUCAGGACGUGGAGAACAACGAGGCGGGCGCUUCGGUGGAGAAAACGAACAUCAAAGCAAACAGCAGCGUGGACUUCAAGAGAUCCCUUUACGCGUUCUGUCUGGACACGCGGGAGACGGACCUGUAGCCGUGCACGAGCACACCCGGGCUUAAAGCAGAAACAGUCGUGUAGAAUAAACCCCGUUAAUGGGCUCUUAAGUCUUUGCACAUUGCAGUUGGAGGAUCAACACAUUGCAAUCCUGAAAAGUUUUAAGAGGGUUGGUUUAUAAAAAGCACACUUUAA